Messenger RNA from Cetraspora pellucida, 3662 nucleotides. Lineage: Eukaryota; Fungi; Glomeromycota; Glomeromycetes; Diversisporales; Gigasporaceae. The record is from the annotation of a GenBank genome assembly.
AUGGUUACUAUUGAAUAUUAUUCUUUACCAUUAUUCGAUUUCUCUAUGGAAAAAAAUUCAUACACCAUCGAUAUAACAAACACAAUCUUAACUUCACAAAAUAUCAACUCCUGUAAUUCUCAAGAUGAUGAGAAAAUAUUGUCUUCAGAACAAGGAUUUGAAAAUGAAAAAAAAAUCGAGAACGAAUUAAAUUAUAAAAACAAAUCUGAAGUUCUUCCUGUACCUAUAGUCAAUAUAUCAGGUUCAAACAGUAAUUACGCGACAGUGAUCAAUGAUGAUCCUAAAAAUUGGCCACCUACGAAAAAAUGGUGGAUCUUGUUUAUCGUGACCGUUUCGGGGAUGUUGUCACCUAUUGCUAGCACGAUUCUUUAUCCAGCAGUAAUAAUCCUACGUAAAGAAUUAGAUACCACUGAGAUAGUUGUCAAUUCUUUAGUAUGGGCUGCUUACUCUGAUAAAUUUGCAACAAGACGUAAAGUAUACUUAGCUUCCAUUAUAGUAUUCAUUAUCUCAACCAUAGCAUGUGCCGUUGCCACGAACAUUUGGUUGUUGCUGAUAAUGCGUGCUAUCCAAGCUUGUGGCUCUUCUGCUGUAUUAUCUAUUGGUUCUGGAAUUAUAAGUGAUAUUUAUGAUUCAACUGAAAGAGGUCACGCUUACGGUUUAUUUUAUUUAGCUUAUUGGAUUGGCCCAUUCGUGGGUCCAAUGUGUGGUGGUUACUUUACAGAAUACCUCAGUUGGAGAUGGAUGUUUUGGUUUUUAACCAUAUAUGGUGGUAUCAUAUUGUUAUUAAUUCUAUUUUCUCUACCUGAAACUUUUCGUAUGGUUUCAUCUUCAACCGAUAAUUCUUCCACAAUCCGAUUUAAUCCAAUUGCUCCAUUAAAGUUAUUACGAUAUCCAAACGUAACUUUAGUAAUAAUAUACAUAAGUAUAAUAUCUUCAAUAAUUCACCUUCAAUACAUUAGCGUUCCUCGGAACUUUUCCAAACGAUACAAUCUAUCUUCGUCAACUGUUGGUUUAUUAUUUAUUGCACCCGCUGCUGGAUGUGCAAUUGGUAGUCUCUUAGGUGGAAAAUACUCGGAUUUUGUGUUACGUAAAAAAAGAUCUGAAAAUGGUGACUUUAGCUAUCCAGAAAUGAGAAUUCAUAGUAUUUGGUUUGGUGCAUUUUUGGUUCCAAGCUCAUACCUUACUUAUGGAUGGUUAUUGGAAAAGAAUUUUAAUAUAAUAGUGUUGAUGAUAUUGUGGUUUUUUGGUAAAGUAUUUUUAGGUUCAUUAGGAACAUUGGUCGUUUUUAAUUCACUAUCUACAUACUUGGUAGAUGCAUAUCCAACACGUAGCGCGUCGGUAAUCGCACUAAACAAUUGUAUUAGAUUUAUGGUAGCAGGAACUGUGGCAAUUUUAGAGCCACUGAUGGAAGAUACUUUGGGUACAGGCUGGAUGUUCACUUUAAUGGUUUCUUUGGGUAUUAUUAGUACUUGUUUUAUAGUAAUCGUGUAUUUUAAAGGAAAAGAAUGGAGAGAAAAUGUGUUAUCUAAUUCAGAGACUUCAAAAAAAGAUUCAACUUUGAAAAAUGAAAAGUCAAAAUCUAGUAAAAAAAAAUGCAAAGAAAUUGGAUCUGUAGAAAAUGGUGACCCUUCCGAAUUAACUUCAAAGAACAAUAACAAGCAUGAAAAUAAUUCUAUUGUCGUCGAAAAAAGUUUAAAAAAAAAAAAGGUGAAAGAUAAAGAUGAAAAAACUACUGUUAGUAGUCCAUUCAAUGGAAAAUCACCGAAAACGAAGAAACAAAAGGUCGAAAAUGAUGCUUUGAAAUCUGAAAUAAAUGAUAAUAUUGUCACAAAUGAUAUAGAGACAACCUCUCAGUUUAAUGAAAGCGUAUCUGAAAAAAUAAAAGAAAUUCCAGAUCAUUUAAAAAUUUCUUCGUAUAGGAUUACGCAAACAACAAUUGAUUCGUUAAAACAACGUGGAAUUGAAUCAUUAUUUCCCAUACAAGCUGCUACCUUUGAUUUAAUUUAUGAUGGAAAAGAUGUUCUAGCUAGAGCUAAGACUGGAACUGGUAAAACACUAGCUUUUGCAUUACCCAUAACUGAAGUCCUCUUAAAGUCAAAUGAAGAGGGCAGCCUUAAAAAUGUUCAUCGUGGCCGUGCUCCAAAAGUCAUUAUUAUGACUCCUACGCGCGACCUUGCUAAACAAGUUUCAUCAGAAUUUGAAUCAAUAGCACCAAACUUAAAAGUUUUAUGCAUUUAUGGAGGUGUUGCAUAUGAUUUUCAAACUCAAGGCUUGCGUAAUGGUAUUGACGUUCUUGUUGGUACACCGGGUAGAGUUUUAGAUCAUAUUGAUCGUGGUAAUUUAAAGUUGGGUGAUUUGAAGUUCAUUUGUUUAGAUGAAGCCGAUCAAAUGUUAGAUAUUGGCUUCGCAGAAUCUAUGGAAACAGUUUUACAACAUGUAAAACAACAUAAAGAAAGUCAAAAUAAAGGCAUUGACUAUCAAACACUCUUAUUUUCGGCGACAGUUCCAGAUUGGGUAAAAAAUACCGUCAAAAAAUAUUUGAGGACUGAUUAUGUUAGUGUGGAUUUGACUAGAAAUACGGAUACGAAAACAAAUGAAAACAUUCGCCAUAUUGCUAUUCGUUCUACAUGGAAAUCAAGAAAAGAUAUCAUUGGUGAUGUUGUAACAUGCUAUGCUGGUUCAGGUUCAUGUGUAAUCUUUUGCAAUACCAAGAGUGAUGCAAAUGAACUUGUUCUUAAUGACAAACUCAAACAAGAUGCACGAGUAUUACAUGGUGAUAUUGUGCAAACGCAGCGAGAAAUCACAAUGAAAGCCUUUAGAGAAGGCAAAUUUAAAUGUAUUAUCUGUACUGACGUUUUGGCCAGAGGAAUUGAUAUUCCACAAGUUGAUUUGGUGAUCAAUUGUGAACCACCAAAAGAUAUUGAUAGUUAUGUACAUCGAGCUGGUAGGACAGCAAGAGCAGGACGACAAGGAAUUGCUUUAACAUUCUUUAAACCACAAGAAGAAAACCGUAUUUUGAAUAUUCAACGGUGUAUUGGUGUUACUUUUCAAAUUGUGGGUCCGCCUCAACCACAAGAUAUUAUUACUGCUACAGCAAAUGAUGCUGUAAAAAAUUUAGAAUCUGUUGAAAGCAAUGUAUUACCUUAUUUUUAUUCAACAGCCAAAGAAUUGAUAGAAUCUCAAGGUGCAAUAGGUGCUUUAAGUGCAGCAUUAGCUUAUAUGAGCGGAUAUUCUGGUGGAAUCAAGAAAAGAUCAUUAAUGUCCGCUGAUGAAGGAUAUACCACAUUAUUAUUUCGGUUUACAUAUCCAAUUCGGCAUACUAGUUAUGUUCGGAAUAUUUUUAGAAAACAUUUUACAGAUUUGCCAGAGGAUGCAGUUAAAAGAUUUAAUAUGACCAAAGAUAUGCAAGGUGUUGUGUGUGAUAUUUCAACACAAUAUUUAGAAAUUGAUGAAGAUGGACAUUUAAUUUUAGGAGGAAAGCAGUGGUAUGAUGCUGAAACUACUACAUUAGAAGUUGCUAAAGAAUUACCAGAACUAGUACAAACUAACAAGAGCUUUGAAAGAAAUGGUGGAUUUAGUAAUGGAUAUGGUAACAAUGGAUAUGGUAACAGUGGAUAUGGAAAUAAUAAUGGGUAUAAAAAUGGAUAUGGAAAUAAUAAUGG